AUUCUUCUUCUUCACUCAACUUUAUGCACUGGAAAGUGCAGUGAAAAUUUUUCGAUCCUUUGUUUAUACUCAGUUGCAGAGAAAUAAUGAAGCAUUGAUUUUUGGCACGAACGAAACAAUUAUAAAUUACACAGUAUUACAGUUAGAUUAUCCCGUAUGCACUCUAUAAAUGUCUGUAUUGGUUUCGCUGUGCGUGUUGAAAAUUGAAAUUGUGGACGAAGAGUACGCAAUGAGUGCCAUCGAUGACGGAAGUGAUGUGGCCGGGGCAGUUUCGAACGAACAUCCGACCAAUCCACGAGUGCAACGUGAUAUGCGGGGUCAGCGAAAGCCGAAAAACAUUACCAUCGAAAGCUACCGCAAUCGACUGGACUCGGAAGUCGGUAGCGAUGAGUUUCGUGGUUUAUUACCGAAAAGUUCACGCGAACAGACCCCUAUGGACGAGACACCACCCGCUCCGGUUCAGGAAUUUCCCGGAGAAAUCAAUUUUUUCUCGGGCAAUCCGUUCGUCGAGGUGACGAAAGGAAUUUUGCACUUGUAUAAGCGAAAUGAACGAGCUGAUGCUACCGAAGGCCCUUCCCGUACGCUCUGUUUAAUCGCUGUUCCGUCAUCUCUGAACUGUCACGAUAUUCUGAACUUUAUCGCUCCAUGCCAUUCCGUUAUUCAGCACGUUCGAAUACUUAGGGAUGGUAAUCCGAAUCAAUUUAUGGUACUGCUGGAAUUUCGUUGUGUGGAAGCGGCUGUAGAGUUCUAUCAGACCUUCAACGGUGCUCCGUACAAUAGUCUAGAACCGGAUUCGCUCUGUCAUGCGGUGUGGGUUUCCGGUGUACAGUGGGGUGACGAUGGGAUUGCGCCUACCGGUCACACUGAGCUACCGACGUGUCCUGUUUGCUUGGAACGGAUGGACGAAAGUGUUGACGGUGUGCUGACGAUUCUGUGCAAUCAUGCUUUCCACGCGGGUUGCCUAAUAAAGUGGGGUGAUUCGACAUGUCCGGUAUGCCGUUGCAUCCAAACACCGGAAUUGUCCGAGACAUCGGUAUGCAUGGAAUGUGAGGGAACGGAGGCACUGUGGAUUUGUUUGAUCUGUGGUCAUAUCGGUUGUGGUCGGUAUCAGGGUGGACAUGCCGCUUCCCACUAUCGAUCGACCAACCAUACCUAUGCGCUACAGUUGGGAACCAACCGUGUCUGGGAUUAUGCUGGCGAUAAUUUCGUUCACCGGUUACUACAGAGUAAGUCGGAUGGAAAGUUGGUAGCAACUCAAUCGCCGGGAAACGAUGGUGAAGAAAAAAUCGAUUCAAUGCAAUUGGAAUUUUCGUAUCUGCUCACAUCACAACUGGAUGCUCAACGAGACUACUAUGAGGAUAAACUGUUACGUUUGGAGUCCAGCAUAGCAGGAGAGAAACAAAGACUGCUGCAAGAGACUGAACAAAUAAGGAAGAAAAACAGUGUUCUCGAAAGCAGAAUACAGAGUCUUACCAAGGAGAAAAGCACCCUGGAAAAGAAGGUUAAUCAGAUGUCCACCAAAAUGACAAGCGUUUUGAAAGAGCUUACCGAGGAGCAACAAUUCGGGAAAACACUCCAGGCAAAUCAGGCUUCGUGGCAAACUAAAUUUUCCGCGUUGGAGAAGAAAUGUGCAGAAAAGGACCAGGAAGUCACCGAACUCAAGGAGCAAGUACGUGAUCUGAUGUUUUACCUAGAAGCACAGAAUAAAAUUGCUAAUUCGGAACUGAAGGAUGAAAUUGCCGGUGCUUCUGUUGAAGUUCCUGCGGCCUCUAAAGGAGCUAAAAGGCGCACCAAGAAGAAAUAGAUGACUUGAUUUUAAAUUUCGCUUUCUGUGUUACGAUAUUUAAUGUUGCCGAUUUUUACUAGAAGAGUUGUGAUUGUGAUACAUCCUAUCGAAAGUGGCAGAAUAAAUUUUGCACUUCA
Malaya genurostris is the source of this 1923-nucleotide messenger RNA. RefSeq names its product BRCA1-associated protein. NCBI's taxonomy places the organism in Eukaryota, Metazoa, Arthropoda, Insecta, Diptera, Culicidae. Gene Ontology annotation, biological process: Ras protein signal transduction; protein ubiquitination. Gene Ontology annotation, molecular function: zinc ion binding; ubiquitin protein ligase activity. Bases 170 to 1804 code for a protein of 544 amino acids. The record is from RefSeq and is a predicted model, not a curated record. Gene Ontology annotation, cellular component: cytoplasm. The transcript has 4 exons.